CGGACUGCUCGAAGCGGUUCCGAGAAAACCGGUAGGAUUCUCCUCGUAAUUGGAAAAUUAAUCGCAGUUACGUCGAUGUCUAGCAACUUAAACAAAAGCAAGAAUUACUGUCGAAAAUAUAGAUCGAUAGAGACACGAUUGUUAAAAGCGUGAGGUCUUUCUCGUAUAGAAAAGAGAGACGGUGAAAGGAAGAGCACGACUUCUCACAACCCCGAAUCGGAAGAAAGUCAAAGAUCCGACCGGUUCGGUCGUUUCUAAGUAUAUUAGAGGACGUUAAACGUUUCGUAAGACAGCUCUCCUCUUCUACCACGAAAAAAAACGAUCAUUCGUCUUUCGGGACAAUUUAGUUCCGAUUCCUCGUAGACGGCCGACGACUCUCACAACGCAAAUUUAAUCUUCGUAGUUAAUUGCGCAAGCAGCGGACGAUCGUCGAGAACGAUCGAGCUUAGAGCGACUCGAUCAUUGUGCAACGAGCACGCUUUAAAUCUUCCUGCUCGGGAAGUCAUAUCUUCUAAUACGAGAACUUGAACUUAACCUAAGCUCAAUCGAGCGUAAUCCCCGACGUAUCCGAGCGAUAGUGAAAGCGCGAUCUCUCGAUCUGCCGUUUUUCUUAUGGGAUGAAAUCGCAUUUUUGCGAUCCUUACUUCCUAUCCUUUUUUUUUCUAUUCUUUUUUUUUACAUAACGACGAACUCAUCGUCGGAUAUCGUCUCUUCGUACUUCCUCCCCUCCAUUAGAAGAGCACACUUUUUAAUUCUUGUUUUCAUUCUCCUUACUUUCACACACAUGCGCCUCUGUCUACAAUUCCCUUUGACGGUUUAAGAAGAAAAAAAAGGCACCUUCGAUCGAACAGAAGCAGGUGCUUAAGAGAGCGUAGUUACAUAAGAAGAAAAUAAAAAUCCUCGAACGAAAAGGGACUCGCGUCGAUCGAGUCGCCUUCGCCUUGUUCCUCGUCUACGAGGUGGGUAACGAGGACGUCUCGUCGUUGGAUCCCCUCCAAAGGAGAACUCAGGAUGUUGUAGCUUGGCUUGGAAGAGUUGGGAGUCCCGUAUAACAGAACGCUCUUCCUCUAUUUGAUGCCCCUCCACCGUCUACUCGUCCACUUCUCUAUGUGUGUCUCUAUGCCUAGGGCAUCUAAGAGCCUAACCGGAGAAACGCAUUUGCUAUAAAAGCUUCGUAUGUUCGAAGGAAUUCGUCAGAAGAGUGACGAACCGUAACAAAAAAAAAGCAGCGCCAAUACUCGCUGCUCCUUUUUAGUUCUUCGUCGCGAACGAGAGGACUCCUGGAAGUCGAAGAUGCGGCUCGCACUGGUCAGUGUCCCUCCCCUGAUCUUUAUUAAUUAAAUCACGCGACGUUGUUCCUUCGCACCUAUCUUCGGCUAUAAUUUUCUCGAUGUUAGAUGUGACAAAGUGCGCGAGGUCAGUGCAAGCAACGAGAAGCGAUUCGGAAAUGUGAUUCAUUCUGUGUUCAUUCUGUCCGACGAACAAGUGCAUUUUCUUCAUUCGAUCUCAAAGCCUUCUUUCGAUCCGUUCGACGUUAUUGGCUACGCUUCUAGUAAAUAUCUGUAGUCGUCCGAUCUUAAGCGACGAACGGGAUAAGAAGUUAUUCGUCGAAACAAGAAAAAAUAUUAUAAAUCAUUCGGUAGAGAUUCGAACGUACGAAGGAACGAUUUUAUCGUUCUGCUAGCUCGAUGCUUUCGCAUGAUCCUUUGCGAACAAGAAAGUGCAUCGACGUGUCACGAUAGGAUGCACGCUCGAAUACAGCGUUUAGACGUAAAAAACUGCGUGUCGAAUGUCACUCGAUACAAAGUCGAGAGUCGAAUGUCAAGGAGCAUCAAGCAUUCGUUAUUUCGCGAUCUAAAGAAAGCGGGUAUUAGGGAGAGGGAGGAAGAAGGUACAUCGUAGUAGAGAUGGUGUUGUCGCCACGUACACGAGACAAAAAAUGCACAACGAGUCUCUCUAGUUAUUUCAGCUGAAUGAAUUAAUAGGUACCGUUAUUAUCUGUAGCGUGGCAAAGGUAUUUGUAGGAUCUCGUGAAUGAAAUUCGUUCGGUAAUUUAUUUACUAUAUAGAUCUUUAUGCAUAUGCAAUAGGAGACGAGCGAUAUUUCAAUAGAAAUUUAAAUAGAAAUGUAAAUAUAGAUACAUCGGCGAAUCGUCAGCAUUCUCCGCUAUCAGCCAGUUAAGUAGAUGUCCUCUCAUCAUUUUCACUCGGUGAAAUGGAAAGUUGCGCGAAAGAGACGGAGAGAGAGAGAGAGAGAGAGAGAGAGAGAGAGAGAGAGAGAAGGAAAAGAAGGAGAAAUUCACGAAAAUAUUUAGGAGGAAUCCAUGAGAAUGCUAUAGCGUCAAUGAUAAAAUGAGAUUUGAAUUCGUUUUGCGAUCUUCAGAGUGUCGGGACGAUCGUAGAUCGAUCACGAUCCAUGUAAUUCGUUGCAAGAUCGUAAAUAUCUUCGGUUUCGAUAUCGAUAGGCGAUAUACCUAUAUGCUUCGUAACGAAUCUCGUAAUAAUAUCUUCAGGAGGGACAAGGAAAGAGCCGGGCGUAAGACGAAAUUGCGCUCGAGGAUAAAAAUGAAAGGAGAAAGAAAGACAAAAUCAUGGCGCAUACUUUCGCUUGGUCCAGCCUAAUGGAUGGCCGAAGUUUCACGUUCCUCCGGCUGUGAAGAACAAAAAAAAAAAAGAAAACACGAGAGUAGCGAGGGUUCACUCGACCCAAUUUCCAGACUUUCAUUUUUGAAUGACGCGCUCAUAAAAUCGCACAAGAUAUUGCUGGGACUCCUGUUCGUCGUCUCCGCCAUCGGCGAUCCGAUCAGAACGAAGAAAGAAGCACCACCUAGUCCACAGUAUGGUCCGCCUGCUGCUUCUUACGGUGUACCGAACGUAGGUCCUUCGGAUUCGUACGGCGCUCCACCACCGCCAUCGUCGUCUUAUGGUGCACCAUCUGGACCAUCGUCUUCUUACGGUGCCCCGUCUGGACCAUCAUCGUCUUACGGCGUUCCUUCGUCGUCCUACGGCGCGCCAUCUUCCAGCUACGGAGCGCCAUCCUCCGGGCAUGGCUCUUUCGGCGGUGAUCACGGAUCCUUCGGAGGAGGCGAUCAUGGAUCGGAUCACGGAUCGUUAGGCGGAGGAUCGUUCGACAGUGGUUACGGGGGUGACGGACACGGAUCUUCAUAUGGCGGCGGCGGUGGCGGCGGCGGUGGCGGCGGCGGUUUUGGUGGAGAUUUUGGAUCGUACGGAGGAGGACAUCACGGAGGUGGAGGUGGAGGAGGCGGUGGUGAUUUUGGAUCGUACGGAGGAGGACAUCACGGAGGAGGCGGCGGUGGAGAUUUCGAUUCGUUCGGAGGAGGACACCACGGAGGUGGAGGAGGAGGCGGUGGAGGCUUCGAUUCGUUCGGAGGAGGACAUCACGGAGGAGGAGGAGGAGGAUCCGCGCUCGGUCCCGUUUACGGUCCACCCUCGCAAUCCUACGGUCCUCCGGCGCCUUCCUACGGUCCCCCGGCGCCCUCCUACGGUCCACCGGCACCGUCUUACGGUCCACCUGCUCACGAUCAGCCGAAAGGAGUAUGGAAAAAAAAGCUCACGUGGAAGGCCGAGUGGAAGCAAGUAUGGAAAACGGAGUCUAAACUAACGUGGAAACAGGAAUGGAAGAAGGUUCAGGUACCAAUUUGGAAGGAAGUACAGGUGCCAGAAUGGAAGGAAAUUCAAGUGCCAGCUUGGAAGAAGGUACAAAAACCUAUUUGGAAGGAGAUCCAAGUACCUAUUUGGAAGGAGAUUCAGGUACCAGCUUGGAAGAAGGUUUGGAAGCCUGUCUGGAAGGAGAUUCAAGUACCGAUUUGGAAGGACGUUCAAGUGCCCGACUGGAAGAAGAUUUGGAUACCAGAGUGGGUAAAGAUCGGUAUUCCCGGCGAACAGUACGUCGGCAAGGAUCAACACGGUUGGCAAUAUACCAGUCACGAUCUCUGGAAGAAGAAACUCAUUUGGAAACCGAUCUGGAAGAAAAUUUGGAGGACGGAGAAGAAGCAAGCUUGGGUUACGGAUAAGAAGCUCGAAUGGAAAGCCGAAUGGAAGCAAAUUUGGAAAACCGAAAAGAAACAAGUUUGGGUGACGGAUAAGAAACUAGUAUGGAAGGAAGAGUCCGUACAGGUUUGGUUACCUAAAAAACAACAGAUUUGGGUCACGCAAAAGAAGCAGGUGUGGAAGGACGAAUGGAAAAGCAAGUGGGUACCGGUUUGGAAGAACGUACAAGUACCGGCCUGGAAGAAGGUUUGGAAGCCCGUUUGGGAGAAAGUUUGGGUACAAAUAGAAUCCCAUCACGACGGAGGCCACCAUGGUUACAACUAAUACGAUGAUAUUAGCGUAGUCGUUAGGAGAUCAAAGUUAAUCUCGUUAGUUAACGUUCCAAAGUUCGUAGAACGUGUUUCAAGUACGGAUCGAUAAUUUCAAACUCGACGAUAAUCCCUUGCUCGACGAUUAUCCUAACGAAUGAGAUAGAAAGCAUAGUAUUUCGUCGAUCGCGUCGGAAUAAGGAGAAUAGACUCGUGAUAUUGCGAUUUAAGUAUUCCGUUAAUGCCGAAUGAAUCGCUACAAGUCCUUGCCCCCUGUAAAUAAGGAGAUUAAAAGAUUGCAAGCGCAUCGAUAUUUUUGUACGUUUUGCGUUUACUUUAAUCUAAUAAAUAUUCUUUUUUACCA
This is a messenger RNA of Vespula pensylvanica (western yellowjacket), 4682 nucleotides long. RefSeq lists its product as uncharacterized. The record is from RefSeq and is a predicted model, not a curated record. The coding region runs from base 2625 to 4334 and encodes 569 amino acids. The transcript has 4 exons. NCBI's taxonomy places the organism in Eukaryota, Metazoa, Arthropoda, Insecta, Hymenoptera, Vespidae.